This is a messenger RNA of Sclerotinia trifoliorum, 5602 nucleotides long. Lineage: Eukaryota; Fungi; Ascomycota; Leotiomycetes; Helotiales; Sclerotiniaceae. The record is from the annotation of a GenBank genome assembly.
GCCUACCUACCUAUACCUUUCCUUCGUUCUCUUCAAAUAUAUAAUCAUUCUAGUUUGUUUCUCCAAAGUUUCUUUGGCAUUAUAUCGUUUAUAUUUUGUUUUUUUAAUAAGUUCUACUUUCUGUAUCUUUAUUCGAUAUCUUUGGAAAUAUCCACAGGACGCAAAAGGGAAGAUAUACCUAGGAUUAUCAAUUAUACUUGCAAGAACAAUCAAUAGCAUAUUCAUUGGUUCAGAUCAUCAAAAUCUUCCUCUUUCCAAAUAAGACCCUUGUUGCUGAACUCAAUACGAUCUAUACCGAGUUUAACUUCCUCGUUGAAACGAUCCUUCAACGCCAAACCACUACCGGUCCUGCGAUUUGCGAUUUUGGCGAUAACGAGGCAAACCUCUCCAAUAAACCUUACCCACCUUUAUUAUAUUUUCUUGAACUUUACUUGGAUAUACCUUCAUACCAUAUCUCAAAUAUCACGUACCAUUUAUUAACAUAUAUAUACAUGUAUACAUAUGUAUGUAUAUGAAGGAAGCGGUCGUCGAACUACUAUCGUUCAGCUAAUCGAUGUUCCACUGCCCAUAACCGCCCGAAGUCUCCCCAAUCAUUAUCGAAAUUGAUCGACAACACCCGACAAACCACCUCGCUCUACCCCUCCUCUCCGAAGUCCAUAUGCAAUAUAUGUUUUAUACUUUCAAAAGCGCGUACACCUACUUAGGACGAAUAAACAUGAGUUGAAGAUGUUAAUGAAUGACACAGACCGUGGUCUCGGUAACAUAUUUAGAAGGAAAUACCUUUGCAACUUCCCAAUCGAGUAAUAACACUGUCGACUCUUUUACACGAGAAGAAUUCCCUUCAUUCUAACGGCAAUAUACUUUGACUUUCGAAAUUACCUCCCAAGGAGAUACGGAAACCUCCAAGUGCUGGAACAUUACCGCUACCAAUGAAUGGGUUAUUAGGGAACGCUCCGCAAACCAAUAUGUACGUGCGAGCGUUAUACGACUACGAAGCCGACGACCGAACAAGUCUCAGCUUUCAUGAGGGGGAUAUAAUACAAGUAAUCACACAGCUAGAAAGUGGCUGGUGGGAUGGAGUCAUAAAUGAUGUGAGAGGAUGGUUCCCAAGUAAUUAUUGCCAGGUCGUAUCGGGCCCUGAAGAUGUCCUGGAAGGCAAGCCGAAUGGGGGGGUUGGAAUAGGCAUAGAUGAUGAUAUCAACGACGAUGAAGACGUCGAUGAAGGAUACGAAGAGCAAUACGAUGAUGAUGAGGAAGAAUCAGAACGUGAUGACUUCUCGCAUUUGCCUACAAUUGGAGGGAACAGCAAUGGAAGAUCAGGGGCAGAUUUCUGGGUACCUCAAGCGACCGCCGAUGGCAGAUUAUUCUACUUUAACACGGAGACUGGCGAAAGUAGCAUAGAGCUACCAUUAGAAUCGCCAUCUUCAUCAACAGAGAUUGGCCCUAGAGAUCGGAUGAACAUCAAUAUACCGGAGAAAACGAGGCCGCCGGCAGAAUUGAUGGCGCGAGGAUAUAUAAAUGAAACUGACGAUGAAUCAGAAGGAAAUUCUGCCUCCGAGCUAGAUGGAGAGUCUAUCAUGCUCGCAUCCAAACCCUCCUUUGUAUGUUGCCUGCUCUAGAUGGUUACUUUUGUGCAUGCUAACAACUCCCAGCCCCGGAAGAAGCGCAGAUCUCAAUUAUCUGAAGGGGUUUCUCCAGCUACGUCCAUGGACUCGAUCAAUGGCACAUCUCCUGGUACUCGCUCACGAGCCGAUACGUUCAAUACACCAAAUUUAUCCUUGACCGCAAUGCCAAUAAUGGGCCCGUCUACAACCUCUUUCACGACUCCCGCUCUUGGCCCACCACAUGCUGCUACUCUGCCUCGAUCAUUCUUUGAUGAUGGCUGCGCUGCGCCACUGACAUGGAAUAGACUCGUUGCAAAUAUGAAAAAAGCUGUGGAUUGCUAUCGCGAAGCCAUCAAUAAUCAUAAUCGCUCCGAGUAUGUUCGCCGAGCCGAAGAUAUCUCUGAUCAUCUGCGGUUAUUACUCGCUGCCGGUUCUGGCACCACUGAUAAUCAUUCUGGCCAGCCGUCUAUUAUUUCUACCAACAAAGCUCUAUACCCCCAUUUUCGGGACAUGAUGUCCAAGUUCUCGAAGUUGGUGAUUUCCUCUCACAUUGCCGCUUCUGAUUGGCCUAAUUCAGAAUCAUAUCAAAAAUGCUUGCAGGAAGCGGACGGUGUACUUCUAGGCGUCUUCAGCUACGUCGAGGUCGCCCGCCAGCAGCGAGGCGAGGAUAUACCGCGAUUGCUACCUGGCUUUGUCGUUGGUAGCACUAUUGGUGGUAGUUGGCAAAACAAUGGACUUGGAUCUAGAGACCCGCUAGCGUCUAACUUUCUCGAUGAGGAUGAGAAUGUAGUUGAACCUUCUGCAAUCUUGGAUGCGAACUUGAUGGAGAGACUCGAUGAUUUGAAGAGAAUGUUAACAACUAGCAUCCGAAGAUUGGAGGAGCAUCUCGUACUCACUGACAAAAUCAUUACUCCUUACAGACACGAACUGAUUGGUAACAACGUCUGUUCCGCCGCUCAAAAAGUUCUCGAGAUGUUCAAGCCAUGGGUUUCCACGGUUGAAUCCAUCAACUUGUCUUCUCUCGGCGAUACAUUUCAAAACCCCCAACUUAUUGACUUCGCCAAACAGAAGCAAAGCUUGUAUGAUAAUGUGUCCGACUUAUUGCUUGGAUGUCAGGCCGUAGCUGGCCCUUUGGGAGAUGAGUGGGCGGAAGUCCGCGGGGAGUCACUAGAGGCGCGGUUGAAUUAUGUGCGCGCGUGCUCGAGAUCCUUGGAAACGAACUCAUCUCACAUUGGCUUCUCGCUGCAGCUUUUGGGUGAGCUUGUUCAGACAGCUAUGCAGCAGGUUUUACCUAUCGAAGAGAGAGCAAAGAGUCUAAGGAGGGGUGACAGCGCGCCCUACGAGCGGCUGCAUCAACGUUCAGAUUCACGGAAUCCAUUACUCCGUCCCAACCUAGCAGAAAUCGGGAAGUCUCAAACUUACUCUGAGGGUGAUCCAGUUCUUCCGUUCCGAAAGGAAAACUCCAAAGUCAGGAAAUUCUUUGGUGAAGAACCCACUCGAAGAGAUGCCCCAGACGAGACGCCAGACUGCCUCAAGCUCGACCACGAAGAUGAUAUUUCUUAUGACACUAAAGUGCAGCCUCCUAUCUUGAAGGGUGGUACGCUUGUAGCAUUGGUUGAGCAACUGACACGUCAUGAUAAGCUGAGCUCAGACUUCAACAACACCUUCUUACUAACGUAUCGCUCUUUCACAAAUGCGAGGGAGUUAUUUGAGCAUUUGGUGAAGCGCUUUCAAGUACAACCUCCUGAAGGCAUGCCACCAGGAGAUUAUGAAACUUGGGUGUCCCGAAAACAAAAGCCAAUCAGGUUCCGAGUUGUCAACAUUUUGAAAUCAUGGUUUGAGCUUUUCUGGAUGGAGGACCAAAGUGACGACACCAAAGCCCUAAUAGCCAACGUCUACACAUUUGCCCGUGAUACUGUGAAAGCUACGGAAACACCAGGGUCUGGUUCGUUGAUGACUCUGUUGGAACAACGGUUGCGGGGACAGGAAGCUACAGCCAAACGUUUGGUAUUGACUUUGAACCAUUCCACGCCCCAGCCAAUCAUGCCCAAAAAUAUGAAGAAGCUUAAAUUUUUAGAUAUUGAUGUGACGGAAUUUGCACGUCAACUUACCAUUGUCGAGUCAAGGCUCUAUGGGAAGAUCAAACCCACAGAAUGCUUGAAUAAAACUUGGCAGAAGAAAGUUGGCGAGAACGAUCCUGAGCCUGCACCCAAUGUCAAGGCUUUGAUCUUACAUUCUAAUCAGCUAACAAAUUGGGUUGCCGAGAUGAUUUUGACGCAACUCGAUGUCAAAAAGCGAGUUGUGGUCAUCAAACAUUUUGUUCUUGUUGCUGAUGUAAGUCGUACUUCUUAUGACAUAUCUUCACAUUCCUAACCUGUUAUAGAAAUGCCGUGCUUUGAAUAACUACUCAACUCUCACUUCCAUCAUUUCUGCCCUUGGAACGGCACCAAUUCAUCGAUUAAAGAGAACCUGGGAUCAAGUACCUGCCAAAACUCUGGCAACGUUAGAAUCUAUGCGUCGCCUUAUGGGCAGCACAAAAAAUUUCGGAGAAUAUCGAGAGAGUUUGCAUCUUGCCAAUCCUCCAUGCAUACCCUUUUUUGGUAGGUUCCAAUUGCAUGAUGUACCGUGACGAGCUAAUAUCUACAGGUGUAUAUCUUACUGAUCUUACAUUCAUCGAGGAUGGUAUACCCUCUAUCAUCAAGAAGACUACAUUGAUCAACUUUGCCAAACGAGCGAAGACAGCUGAAGUCAUUCGCGACAUUCAGCAAUAUCAAAAUGUACCGUAUGGCUUGCAACCAGUUCCGGAACUCCAGGAGUAUAUAUUGAGCAAUAUGCAAGCUGCGGGAGAUGUACAUGAGAUGUAUGAGAAGAGUUUAGCAGUCGAGCCACGAGAGCGUGAGGACGAAAAGAUAGUCAGGUACGUUACGGGCUUGUGAAAUUUAGUAAUUGCGGACCUCUGUCGCAACAUAAAAGAGAAGGUAGACUCAUGCUUACACGAACAAUAGGGUAUUGGCCGAAUCAGGCUUUCUAUGAUCGCUUUGCGUUGCGCAUGUAAAAAAGAAUCCAACGCCCACAAUUCGUGUGACUGGAGGGUACUAAACCCUACUUACGAACCACCGAUUACGAGUCACCACGACACACCUGGUCGCAAGACCUCAGUCUGUCAUGAUUUCAUACAAGUGCAUCAAACAAUAGCACGACAAAUAUGUUACUUGCCAGGCUUCGUAUAUACUGACUUAAAUGAUUGAAUAUAUAUUCCGGGCGUACACAGACCGCAGUUGGGGCAGGGUUUUAAAGCACUCAUGGAUACCGUCCGUUUCGGACAAUCUAUGAGGUUUUUAAAAUGCCAAUCUUCAUGACCAGAGUGUCUUCUUCAAGCGAGAAAAAACAAGGAUCAUGGGACACUUUACAAUAAUUUGGUAGCAUGGCAUGGACAUAAUAUCUUUCUUAAUGCUACUAUCUGGGGCAUGCUACUACAGGAUAAUAAAAAUAAGGUGCAGCAGGUAAAUGGAGUUGAAAUCCUAAGGAAGACAUGUAGGCGGUACUUUAUCUAUCUGGUGCGAUUAUUCCGAAACUAAAAUCAAAGACAUCUACUCUCACUGUGUUUGUUUACCUAUGGAAUAGUCGUUGGGAUUAGUAGAGGAUCUCGAUUAAACAAGGGUAUGGAGAACUCAGUGGAGGCUCAAGGGACCGGCAAGUUAACAUUGGAAUGUAACGGCUGGUAUCCCUUUCAAAUUUCUAUUGAGAGGUAAAGGUGGCCUGGCUUCAAGUCCGAUUGGUUCGGCGCUUCAUCAUGGAGUAUGGAAUAAAUCUUGGUCUGAUAUAAAUUACGUCGUUGCAGCGCCCUAUGGACAAGAGUAGGGUGUGCUUGGGAUAAUAGUGUUUCAUCGUCUAGAACAUUUUCAACUAUCUAGUGUAUCAUUUCCAUCGUUCUAGAAUACAAGUUGAAAUACAUGGCCUUACAUAGAUGCAGCUGGAAUUACAUUCGCGCGGCUGAC